This is a messenger RNA of Aspergillus terreus NIH2624, 750 nucleotides long. Its product is annotated as Zn(II)2Cys6 transcription factor. Gene Ontology annotation, biological process: regulation of DNA-templated transcription. Lineage: Eukaryota; Fungi; Ascomycota; Eurotiomycetes; Eurotiales; Aspergillaceae. Gene Ontology annotation, molecular function: zinc ion binding; DNA-binding transcription factor activity, RNA polymerase II-specific. The transcript has 3 exons. Bases 1 to 750 code for a protein of 249 amino acids. The record is from RefSeq and is a predicted model, not a curated record.
AUGACCAAAGGCUGCUACACCUGUCGCCGCCGACGCAUCAUCUGCGAUAACGGCCGUCCCACGUGUCGGAAGUGUCGCGAUGCGGGGAAGGAAUGUCUGGGGUAUCAGAAGCCCCUCGUGUGGGUGAAAGGAGGCGUCGCCAGUCGGGGAAAGAUGAUGGGCCGCAGCUUUGACGAUGUGAUGCGACCUGAUCCCGGACAGUCCGGUGUACCUAGUGUCAAUCCUCCUUCCAAUGCUGUCACCCCCGCCUCAUCAGAAAACGAACCACCAGCCCAAAGUCCUCCCGAGGAGGAUACCCAGUCGGAGGAUCGGAGUACCUGGAUCACAGCGCAGAGAGAGGUCCAUUUGCCGAACUACAUCCCAUCACCCCGGCCGCUUGUGGACCCUUUGUUCAAAGAUCUAAGUCCGCUGUCGAGGUUCUACAUUGACCAUUUCAACGAAAAUCUCGUGGGCUAUCUCACCCUCUAUUCCAGCGUUCAAAACCCCUUCCGUGAUCUCACCCUCCUGGUGGGCGACUCCCCCGUGCUGGCCCAUGCCCUCGCUGCCACCGGCGCGUUGCAUUAUGCGAUUCUCGCCAACUCGGAUUUCUCCCCAAUGCCAUGGUCUUCCGACGCGCCCGGCCUCCAAGGUCUACGAGCAUUUUCUCACGUUCAAGCACCGCGCCCUUCGUCAGCUUGCGCGCGAUGUCGGGGAUUCCGUCAUGCGGAACGACACUGGAACGCUCGCGGCAAUCAUGGUUCUGGCUCUUAG